Molecule: messenger RNA, 2101 nt
Organism: Centropristis striata (black sea bass)
Lineage: Eukaryota; Metazoa; Chordata; Actinopteri; Perciformes; Serranidae
Gene: synpra
Product: synaptoporin a
Exons: 6
Coding region: 106-957 (283 amino acids)
Cellular component (GO): synaptic vesicle; synaptic vesicle membrane
Source: RefSeq, a predicted model, not a curated record
ACUGGCUGUUACGCGCGACAGACGCAUCAAUCGGGUCCUGACUUGCGGUUUGAGAUUGUUUACAUCCAAUCAAACAAGUAAGAAAGAAAGUCUCCUGCUGCUGCGAUGGACACCGCUGAUCAGCUCGCAUCUGCGGGGACGUUUCAAGUGCUAAAAUUACCUCUGGGAUUUAUCCGUGUUUUGGAAUGGCUCUUUGCCAUCUUUGCAUUUGCGACAUGUGGGGGUUACUCUGGACAGCUGAGGGUUAGCGUGGACUGCAUGGAGAAGGCCAGCAGCAACCUCAGCAUUGGCAUCGACUUUGGUUAUCCUUUCAGGUUGCACCAGGUGUCCUUUGAAGCGCCGGUGUGUGAGGGCAUUAGGAGGGAGCGUGUGUUCCUCAUUGGAGACUAUUCAUCAUCUGCAGAGUUCUUUGUCACCAUUGCGGUCUUUGCCUUCCUGUAUUCCCUCAUGGCCACCAUCGUCUACAUCUUCUUUCAGAACAAGUACCGUGAAAACAACCGAGGACCACUCAUUGACUUUGUAGUGACGGUGGUGUUCUCCUUCAUGUGGCUGGUCAGUUCCUCUGCUUGGGCCAAGGCUUUGUCUGAUGUCAAAGUGGCAACAGAUCCAGAUGAGGUGCAGCUCCUCAUCUCUGCCUGCAAAGUCCAGAGCAACAAGUGUGGCUCUGUGCACGGACCACGCUGGUCCGGACUCAACACCUCAGUGGUUUUUGGGUUUCUCAACUUUGUUCUGUGGGCUGGGAACAUCUGGUUUGUCUUUAAGGAGACCGGAUGGCACAAGGGUGCUGCAAGGUUAGCAGGCGGAGCAUCUGAGAAACAGGCCGGCACCUUUAACCAGCAGCCCUACAACCAGGGAAGCUUUGACCAGUCAGGGAGCUAUAACGCCCAGGGAAACUUCGACCAGCCGUCUGAGUACAGCCAGGUGGGAGGGCCCACCUCCUACUCCAAUCAAAUGUAGCCGUACCUUUUUGAUUCAUGAGUGGCACUUCUGCAUUAUAAACCAGGGCAAUCAGCCAGUCAUGGAAGAGAAGAAUUUUCCAAAACAAAAAAAGAUGGUCAUAAAAAAGGCAUUAAAGGUGUAAAAAUACACCGAUUGUAGAUACAAGUGUUGUUGGGUAUUGUACAAAAAUAUUAGACAUAGUCUUUUACGCAUUCUCUGUCAGAAGUGUUGUUCACUGAAUGUUGUAUUUCUUGUUGUUUGAGAAUCAUACGUGAUGGUCUCUCUCUGUGCUCGGUAAUUGAAUUCACAGUAAACUGGAUGUCUUUUUUUAAACUGGUUUGCACUGUUGUGGAAGGAAAAAGUGCUCUAUGUUUGUACAAAAUGGUGUUGACUCAGUGCAUGAUAAUAUGUGUGCUAAUAUGCUCUCUGUAAAAAAAAAAAAGAGAUCUCUGAAAGUUUACAAAACUCAUACUGCCCUAACUCAUUACUGAAAGUUUUUUUAUUAUUAUUUAUUCGUUUUUUCUAAUCUAACUGGAACUAUAUUUUGAUAAUGGGUAUUUAUAAUGCAGGUGCAUAUUUAAAAUAUAAUUUAAUAAAAUGUGUUAUAUUUGUCUGAACAAAUACAUUAAAGCUCAUUUCUGAUAUAGAUCACGUCAAAAAGUAAAAUCAGCAAUGACUGUAAACUGAAAAAUACACUAUACAGGGUUUCUGCAAGACAAAAUCACAGUCUGCAACCAUUGCAGCAUGUUGUUUCUGUUUCCAUGGUUUUCAUUCUGCAUGGACAUAAUCACACUCAUUUCAUGUGAAUAAUGUAAAGAGGGAGAUUGUCUCCUUCAUUGUUUACAAGCGGCCGCUCCUGCUACAAAUUACUGUGACUGUUUUCUAUGCUAUCCUCAGACUACUGGGAAGUUCUAAACAUAAUGUGUUAUACCUCUCUAAAGCAUGUCCAGAGUAUCCAUUUGCACUGCUAAAGCCCAGCAAAAAAGCACAUCAGUACCACAGUGAUAAUAGACGAAUAGUGAUUAGUGGGCUCAUCUGUACAUAACCAACAUUGAGCUUUUGUUGAUGUUUAAAUCACAAUUCAAGUUUGUACAAAUUUUUAAAAAUCUGUGCAAUUCAUUUAUAGUAAUAUUCAAAAGAUAAUGCUCGGUUGCUGUUUAUU